This is a messenger RNA of Ipomoea nil (Japanese morning glory), 702 nucleotides long. RefSeq names its product putative disease resistance RPP13-like protein 3. The transcript is spliced from 2 exons. Gene Ontology annotation, molecular function: ADP binding. Bases 35 to 667 code for a protein of 210 amino acids. NCBI's taxonomy places the organism in Eukaryota, Viridiplantae, Streptophyta, Magnoliopsida, Solanales, Convolvulaceae. The record is from RefSeq and is a predicted model, not a curated record.
CGCUACCAAUUCUUUGCCGGGGUGAUGAUUACUAAUGGCGGAAGCUGCUGUAGAGUUUCUGUUGGACCAACUGUCAGCAGUGAUCCGUGACGAGUGCUCACUCUUGGGAGGGAUUAGAGAAGAUGCAGAAGACAUGAAGAAUGACCUGAGUCGUCUAAGGGCAGCUUUGAGAGUUGCUGACGAGAGGGAAGAAAUUGAUCCUCAAGUUGAAGCUUGGGUGAAGAUAGUCCGGGAGCUGGCUUAUGAUACCGAAGAUGUUCUUGACGAGUUCCUGUUCAGCUUUGGAGGUGGCCGGACCAGUGGAAGUUUCUACACUAACAUCAAGAACAUAUACACUUCCGUCAAGAACUUGAGAGCUCGGCGCAGGCUCGCUCUUGCACUGCGAAGGAUCAAGGCCAGAAUCAACGAAAACUCCAGAUAUCAGCCAAGCUUGCCAACAAGCACUAGAGGAACUGUUCACAACAAACAGUUGCAUUAUGGCCGAGUGGAUGCCCUUUUCCAAAAAGACUCAGAUCUGGUAGGUUUUGAAAAUUCCAAGCACUCUCUUAUUAAACUCCUUCUUGGCGCUGUUGAUGAUGAUUUGAGGGUUCACUCUGUGGUGGGCAUGGGGGGAUUGGGGAAGACCACUUUGGUUAAAAAGGCUUAUGAUGAUGCACAAGUGAAAUAGCACUUUCAGCAUCGUGUGUGGGUUACAGUUUCGGA